Messenger RNA from Bactrocera tryoni, 1519 nucleotides. RefSeq names its product acyl-protein thioesterase 1 (gene Apt1). The transcript has 9 exons. Gene Ontology annotation, cellular component: cytoplasm. Gene Ontology annotation, molecular function: palmitoyl-(protein) hydrolase activity; carboxylic ester hydrolase activity. The record is from RefSeq and is a predicted model, not a curated record. Bases 663 to 1388 code for a protein of 241 amino acids. Gene Ontology annotation, biological process: protein depalmitoylation. NCBI's taxonomy places the organism in Eukaryota, Metazoa, Arthropoda, Insecta, Diptera, Tephritidae.
AAUAAAGUGUUGGCAACAUUGUGGAUUUGCCUGCGCUGUUGUUGGGAAGUUUUCGAGCCAUUGCUAUUGUCGUAAGAGCAAGUAUUUGGGUGCUAUAGCAGGAAAAACUAAUAAGAAUUGAACAUUACUAGUUUACGUGGAUCUGUUAGUGGCUAAAUUAGUGCGCUCUUUGACGCCCCCAGAAGUAAAAUCAAUAACCUUUGGUACGGGUCAACAAUAACAACAACAAUCAUUGGAAAUUCUGCUAUCAAAAGUUUGUUUAGCCAAAUCAGCGGUGCAGACACGUCGCUCCCAAACCAUCCCGUCACUUUAAACGCUGAGCUUGGUAUUGUUUUGCACAAUUUCUGAGUGCAUCAAUCUUAAUUGAAUUGAAUUGUACCUGAAUGCAUGUACAUAUGAACAUAUACAAUUCUUAUACAUAACUCUUAACGUCAAGCAGUGUGUAUGUGGCUACAGCAAACAAUAUCAACUUUAAACAAUUGAUUUGUCGUAAAAGAAACACAACGCACAACACACGUGUAGGACACAAUAUUGAGGUGUACAAACGACGACGUGUGGAGGGAAAACAAUUGUGUUUGUUAGUGUCAGGAUAUUUGCUAAUCACACUUUUACUUGUAUGAACUGUUAGUUGGCUAUUAUUGUGGUUAAACGAAAGCAACAGCAUGUCGAUUGCGCCAGUGAUAAUUGAGGCAACCGCCAAACAUACGUCAACCCUCAUCUUCAUGCACGGCUUAGGUGACACUGGCCAUGGAUGGAGUUCAGCGUUGGCGACAAUACGUCCGCCCAGCAUGAAAGUAAUCUGUCCAACAGCACCCACAAUGCCGGUGUCACUGAAUGCCGGCUUUCGUAUGCCUUCUUGGUUUGAUUUACGUACGCUCGAUAUAUCGGGUCCCGAAGAUGAGGAGGGCAUCAAAAGUGCUGCUCAAAAUAUAAAAAGUAUGAUUGAUGACGAAGUCACCAAAGGUAUAGCAUCGAAUCGUAUUGUGCUGGGUGGUUUCUCACAGGGUGGUGCAUUAGCAUUGUACACAGCGCUAACAUACAAUCAACCGCUGGCUGGUGUUGUAGCGCUAUCCUGUUGGUUACCAUUGCACAAGCAAUUUCCAGGCAUAAAAACCAACUCCGACGAAAUACCAGUUUUUCAGGCACAUGGUGACUUCGAUCCUGUUGUACCAUACAAGUUUGGUCAAUUAAGCGCUAGUUUAUUAAAGACAUUUAUGAAGAAAGUUACAUUUAAGACAUACAAUGGGCUAUCACAUUCCUCAUCGGAUGACGAAAUGGAUGAUGUGCGGGAUGUACUGGCCUCUUGGAGUGGUGACAGUAGAAAAAGUGAUACUUCAACGGUGGAUGUUAGCGGAAAUGCCACAGCUCAAUGCUGUCUAAUAUCAUAGUAGCAAAUCUGUGAUUUUCUUUGAAGAUUUAUGUGAUGAUAAUGUUGAUGAUGAGUAUGAGGCACAAACAAAAACACAUUUUUAUUAAUGCAACAAAACUGCAACUCGUAAACUCAUAAACAUGAAACUAA